CUUAAUUUAAUUCAGUUUGAGAAGGAAAUAGCUUAGUAGCUUAGAGGAGAAAUAUAAUCACGGGAUUGACGUGUUGAAUUCAAUCUCCUUUUGCUUUUACGAUGAAGGACAACGAUUAUGUGAUGUAUAUUAUAAUGGAAUAUGAAAAGGAAAGGAAAGAAAAGGAGGCACUUAAGAAGGUGAUGAAAAACAAAAAAUCGAAUGUGGACAUUGAAGGUGAAAAGGGAAAAGAUCAAAGCAUCUCUGUUGAGAAGAAAAACAUUGACAAAGAACAAAAAAGAGACACCAAUGAGAAAGCUGCAAAACAAGAAGCAACUAUAGACAACAUCAAAGACAAUGUUGGAAUCCAUUUAUCUUGUGGGCCUAAACUGGGUCUUGAACCAAUUGAUGAACUUGUCAACGAAGUUAUUGAGACUUCUGAUAAAAAAGAUGAUGUUAUACAAGAGAAACUGCAGAAGGAGCCAGUUUCAAUUGUUGACCGAGACAUUCGUAAAUUGAGAAAAAAGGAGAUUCGAUUGGUAAAGGUUCAGUGGAAACAUCAACUUAUUCAGCAAGCUACCUGGGAAAUCGAAAGGAAUAUGCAAGACAAAUACCCUCACUUAUUUGAGGAUACAGACGAUAAACAAGCCAAAAAUGAACGGAAAGACAAGACUCAAGUUUUACAUAGUGGUGCAAGCUUGGAUUGAGGUAAGUGAUG
Molecule: messenger RNA, 697 nt
Organism: Capsicum annuum
Lineage: Eukaryota; Viridiplantae; Streptophyta; Magnoliopsida; Solanales; Solanaceae
Exons: 6
Coding region: 102-686 (194 amino acids)
Source: RefSeq, a predicted model, not a curated record